AUGGAAGUGGAGCUGCAGGACAUGAAGAGAGCUGCUGAAGAAGAAAGAGAGAGUCACAAGAAUAAAGAGCAGGAUAAUGAAACAACAGUGAAUACAUUAAAGAAAAACAAAUGUGAUCUAGAGGAGAAAGUAAAAACCAUGUACGUGGAGCUGCAUGACAUGAAGAGAACUGCUGAAGAAGAAAGAAAGAGUCACAAGAAUAAAGAGCAGAAUUAUGAAACAACAGUGAAUACAUUAAAGAAAAAUAAAUCUGAUCUAGAGGAGAAAGUAAAAGCCAUGGACGUGGAGCUGCAGGACAUGAAGAAAGCUGCUGAAGAAGAAAGAGAGAGUCACAAGAAUAAAGAGCAGAAUUAUGAAACAACAGUGAAUACAUUAAAGAAAAAUAAAUCUGAUCUAGAGGAGAAAGUAAAAGCCAUGGACGUGGAGCUGCAGGACAUGAAGAGAACUGCUGAAGAAGAAAGAAAGAGUCACAAGAAUAAAGAGCAGGAUUAUGAAACAACAGUGAAUACAUUAAAGAAAAACAAAUCUGAUCUAGAGGACAAAGUAAAAACCAUGGACGUGGAGCUGCAGGACAUGAAGAGAACUGCUGAAGAAGAAAGAAAAAGUCACAAGAAUAAAGAGCAGAAUUAUGAAACAACAGUGAACACAUUAAAGAAAAACAAAUCUGAUCUAAAGAAAAAAUUAAAAGCCAUGGACGUGGAGCUGCAGGACAUGAAGAGAACUGCUGAAGAAGAAAGAGAGAGUCACAAGAAUAAAGAGCAGGAUAAUGAAACAACAGUGAAUACAUUAAAGAAAAAUAAAUCUGAUCUAGAGGAAAAAGUAAAAGCCAUGGACGUGGAGCUGCAGGACAUGAAGAGAGCUGCUGAAGAAGAAAGAAAAGAUCACAAGAAUAAAGAGCAGAAUUAUGAAACAACAAUUAACACAUUAAAGAAAAACAAAUCUGAUCUAGAAGUGAAAUUAAAAACCAUGGACAUGGAGCUGCAGGAAAUGAAGAGAACUGUUGAAGAAGAAAGAGAGAGUCACAAGAAUAAAGAGCAGGAUAAUGAAACAACAGUUAAUACAUUAAAGAAAAACAAAUCUGAUCUAGAAGUGAAAUUAAAAACCAUGGACGUGGAGCUGCAGGACAUGAAGAGAGCUGCUGAAGGAGAAAGAAAGAGUCACAAAAAUAAAGAGCAGGAUAAUGAAACAACAGUGAAUACAUUAAAGAAAAACAAAUCUGAUCUAAAGAAAAAAUUAAAAGCCAUGGACGUGGAGCUGCAGGACAUGAAGAGAGCUGCUGAAGAAGAAAGAAAGAGUCACAAGAAUAAAGAGCAGAAUUAUGAAACAACAGUGAAUACAUUAAAGAAAAAUAAAUCUGAUCUAGAGGAGAAAGUAAAAGCCAUGGACGUGGAGCUGCAGGACAUGAAGAGAACUGCUGAAGAAGAAAGAAAGAUUCACAAGAAUAAAGAGCAGAAUUAUGAAACAACAGUGAAUACAUUAAAGAAAAACAAAUCUGAUCUAGAAGUGAAAUUAAAAACCAUGGACAUGGAGCUGCAGGACAUGAAGAGAACUGCUGAAGAAGAAAGAGAGAGUCACAAGAAUAAAGAGCAGGAUUAUGAAACAACAAUAAACACAUUAAAGAAAAACAAAUCUGAUCUAGAAGUGAAAUUAAAAACCAUAGACAUGGAGCUGCAGGACAUGAAGAGAGCUGCUGAAGAAGAAAGAGAGAGUCACAAGAAUAAAGAGCAGGAUAAAGAAACAACAAUAAACACAUUAAAGAAAAACAAAUCUGAUCUAGAAUUGAAAUUAAAAACCAUGGACAUGGAGCUGCAGGACAUGAAGAGAACUGCUGAAGAAGAAAGAGAGAGUCACAAGAAUAAAGAGCAGGAUAAUGAAACAACAGUGAAUACAUUAAAGAAAAACAAAUCUGAUCUAGAGGAAAAAGUAAAAACCAUGGACGUGGAGCUGCAGAAAAUAAAGAGAACUGCUGAAGAAGAAAGAAAGAGUCACAAAAAUAAAGAGCAGGAUUAUGAAACAACAGUGAAUACGUUAAAGAAAAACAAAUCUGAUAUAGAGGAGAAAAUAAAAACCAUGGACGUGGAGCUGCAGAAAAUAAAGAGAACUGCUGAAGAAGAAAGAAAGAGUCACAAAAAUAAAGAGCAGGAUUAUGAAACAACAGUGAAUACAUUAAAGAAAAACAAAUCUGAUCUAGAGGAGAAAGUAAAAGCCAUGGACGUGGAGCUGCAGGACAUGAAGAGAACUGCUGAAGAAGAAAGAAAGAGUCACAAAAAUAAAGAGCAGGAUUAUGAAACAACAGUGAAUACAUUAAAGAAAAACAAAUCUGAUCUAGAGGAGAAAGUAAAAGCCAUGGACGUGGAGCUGCAGGACAUGAAGAGAACUGCUGAAGAAGAAAGAGAGAGUCACAAGAAUAAAGAGCAGAAUUAUGAAACAACAGUGAACACAUUAAAGAAAAAUAAAUCUGAUCUAGCGGAGAAAGUAAAAGCCAUGGACGUGGAGCUGCCGAAAAUGAAGAGAACUGCUGAAAAAGAAAAAAAGAGUCACAAGAAUAAAGAGCAGAAUUAUGAAACAACAGUGAAUACAUUAAAGAAAAAUAAAUCUGAUCUAGAGGAUAAAGUAAAAGCCAUGGACGUGGAGCUGCAGGACAUGAAGAGAACUGCUGAAGAAGAAAGAGAGAGUCACAAGAAUAAAGAGCAGGAUAAUGAAACAACAAUUAACACAUUAAAGAAAAACAAAUCUGAUCUAGAAGUGAAAUUAAAAACCAUGGACGUGGAGCUGCAGGACAUGAAGAGAACUGCUGAAGAAGAAAGAAAGAGUCACAAGAAUAAAGAGCAGGAUUAUAAAACAACAGUGAAUACAUUAAAGAAAAAUAAAUCCGAUCUAGAGGAGAAAGUAAAAACCAUGGAAGUGGAGCUGCAGGACAUGAAGAGAACUGCUGAAGAAGAAAGAAAGAGUCACAAGAAUAAAGAGCAGGAUUAUGAAACAACAGUGAAUACAUUAAAGAAAAACAAAUCUGAUCUAGAGGACAAAGUAAAAACCAUGGACGUGGAGCUGCAGGACAUGAAGAGAACUGCUGAAGAAGAAAGAGAGAGUCAAAAGAAUAAAGAGCAGAAUUAUGAAACAACAGUGAAUACAUUAAAGAAAAGUAAAUCCAAUCUAGAGGAAAAAUUACAAGCCAUGGACAUGGAGCUGCAGAAAAUGAAGAGAACUUCUGAAGAAGAAACAAAGAUUUACAAGAAUAAAGAGCAGAAUUAUGAAACAACAGUGAAUACAUUAAAGAAAAAUAAAUCCGAUCUAGAGGACAAAUUAAAAACCAUGGACGUGGAGCUGCAGAAAUUGAAGAGAACUGCUGAAGAAGAAAGAAAGAUUCACAAGAAUAAAGAGCAGAAUUAUGAAACAACAGUGAAUACAUUAAAGAAAAAUAAAUCCGAUCUAGAGGACAAAUUAAAAGCCAUGGACGUGGAGCUGCAGAAAUUGAAGAGAACUGCUGAAGAAGAAAGAAAGAUUCACAAGAAUAAAGAGCAGAAUUAUGAAACAACAGUGAAUACAUUAAAGAAAAAUAAAUCCGAUCUAGAGGACAAAUUACAAGCCAUGGACGUGGAGCUGCAGAAAAUGAAGAGAACUUCUGAAGAAGAAACAAAGAAUUACAAGAAUAAAGAGCAGAAUUAUGAAACAACAGUGAAUACAUUAAAGAAAAGUAAAUCCAAUCUAGAGGAAAAAUUACAAGCCAUGGACGUGGAGCUGCAGAAAAUGAAGAGAACUUCUGAAGAAGAAACAAAGAAUUACAAGAAUAAAGAGCAGAAUUAUGAAACAACAGUGAAUACAUUAAAGAAAAAUAAAUCCGAUCUAGAGGACAAAUUAAAAGCCAUGGACGUGGAGCUGCAGAAAUUGAAGAGAACUGCUGAAGAAGAAAGAAAGAUUCACAAGAAUAAAGAGCAGAAUUAUGAAACAACAGUGAAUACAUUAAAGAAAAGUAAAUUCGAUCUAGAGGACAAAUUAAAAACCAUGUACGUGGAGCUGCAGAAAUUGAAGAGAGCUGCUGAAGAAGAAAGAAAGAUUCACAAGAAUAAAGAGCAGAAUUAUGAAACAACAGUGAAUACAUUAAAGAAAAAUAAAUCCGAUCUAGAGGACAAAUUAAAAGCCAUGGACGUGGAGCUGCAGAAAUUGAAGAGAACUGCUGAAGAAGAAACAAAGAUUUACAAGAAUAAAGAGCAGAAUUAUGAAACAACAGUGAAUACAUUAAAGAAAAAUAAAUCCGAUCUAGAGGACAAAUUAAAAACCAUGGACGUGGAGCUGCAGAAAUUGAAGAGAACUGCUGAAGAAGAAAGAAAGAUUCACAAGAAUAAAGAGCAGAAUUAUGAAACAACAGUGAAUACAUUAAAGAAAAAUAAAUUCGAUCUAGAGGACAAAUUAAAAACCAUGUACGUGGAGCUGCAGAAAUUGAAGAGAACUGCUGAAGAAGAAAGAAAGAAAUUUAGGACUUAUAUGGAAGAAAUAAAACUUAAAGAUCAAGAAGAACAAAAGAGAAAAGCAGUGGAGGCAGAGGAACGGAGAGCUUUGGAGACAAAACUAAAACAAGCAGAGGAAGGAAACAUUCAGCUGAAAGAUCAAUUACAGGAAGCAACAAAGAAUUCAGAGAGAUUGGAGAAAUCAUUAAACACAAUGAUGUCAGAGGCUUCCGUCAUGUGGCAGAGAAAAUACUAUAGUCAGGAACGGGAAAAAGAAAUUCAGGAAAUAAAGAAGUGCAGUUUUGGAACUGCUCUAAUAAAGGUAAAAUCUGUUUUCUUUUAG
Trichomycterus rosablanca is the source of this 4788-nucleotide messenger RNA. Its product is annotated as myosin-2 heavy chain-like. The transcript has a single exon. Lineage: Eukaryota; Metazoa; Chordata; Actinopteri; Siluriformes; Trichomycteridae. The record is from RefSeq and is a predicted model, not a curated record. Bases 1 to 4788 code for a protein of 1595 amino acids.